UUAGAUGGCGCGUCCUUUCGGUGUCGAUUAAAAUGGCCGAAAAUUGAUUUUUUGCCGUGUCUCCCGAUCCGCAAUUCUUCCUAUUUCUCGCUCGCGAGGACAGGUGUUUUGCCGACGACAAGGUGGGCGAGGUUGCAACCGGCGAUAUUCGACAAAUGUUCAAUCGGGUGAUCGCACCGAAUGCCUGAUAGCUCGUCGCGAUCUCGUUCGAAUUUAGACGUUCUUCCGCACUCCGAAUCUCGCUCGAUGCUCACUUUGUUUCUUCGCGAAUUUUCCAAGCGCCUAAAUGAGUACCCGGGGCCAGUACAGCUGCGUUUUGUGCGAGAUGAAGUUGAACUCCAAGGAGGCGUUGAAGGAGCACUUUAGAAAACAUGCAAAUAAAAAGAUAGACAUGCGUGGACGACCAGUGAAUUAUAUAAAAACUCCAAACACUCAGUGCGACAUAUGUAAUCAGUCGUUUGAUACAGUACGGCAAACGAUAAGACACAGAUUUAAGGUGCACUCCAAUUCAUCAACCAAAUUUCAUUGUUCAUAUUGUGGAAUGCAGUUUCCUUUAAAGAAUCAUAGGGAUAAUCAUGAAAUGUCACACGACGCUACCGAAAGCGAGAAUAAGGAUCGACAUAGAAAAUGUGAGGAGUGCAACUUGAUAUUUUACAAUGAGAAAGCACUAGAUUACCAUUGUCGUUCUAUUCAUAAGAGACAUGCAUACAUGUUUAAACCAAUAGUCACUGCUCCACCUAGCAAUAAGAUCAAAUUGAACUCUAUGAACGACGCGAUGAGUGUAUACUACUGUCAUUUGUGUGGUGUCGAGUAUGUUAUAAAAUUCAAUUUGCAACGGCACUUGGAGAAUGUGCACACGCAAAAAGAAAGGGAGACUGUGCCAGAUGAUUUUAUCAAAUGUACAGUAUGCUCAGCGAUGUUUUGCAGCAAGAAGGCCUACAACGUUCACAACACUUAUCAUCAGCCAGAUGAUUUAUAUGUAACUUCCGAGCAGCAAAGAAUGCAGACGGUGACUAAGAUUGAUCAGGACUUUGACAUUAGGAGAGUGGAGCAUACGACUGAUAGAUACAUACCGAAAUCUAGUAAUCUAUAUAAGAGGACCACGAUUAUUAACCAUAAGACCCAGCCGAGCAAAGUGCCGAAGACAGAAAUUAAGAUAGAGAUAAAGAGAGAGAGGUCUGUAUCCUUGGAAGAUGAUCCCCUCAGCAUCAACGAGUCCAGCGAUUCCGAGAGUGACAUCCCGUUGGACCAAAGAAUCACCAGCUAAUGGAAGUUUUCUUUGGAUUUAUGAAAAGAUUAUUCCUAUCCCUAAACUUUAUUGUACGAGAGAGAUUUAUGAACCACUAUGCUAUAAUCGUAAUGAUUAUCAAAUUUGGAUUUGGAGCUUUCUCUUUACAAUUGUUAUCAUAUGUAAGUUAGGAAAAUGUGAAAUUGUAGGAGGGCAAUUAUAUAUUUAUUUUUAACAUGAAUUGCAUUCAAAAAGGAUAUUAAUUGUAAUUAACAAAUGUUGAAGUACACAGAAUGAAAUCAUGAUAAAAAGAAGUAAAGAGCAAUUUGAUAAUUAA
Molecule: messenger RNA, 1565 nt
Organism: Solenopsis invicta (red fire ant)
Lineage: Eukaryota; Metazoa; Arthropoda; Insecta; Hymenoptera; Formicidae
Product: zinc finger and BTB domain-containing protein 41-like
Exons: 6
Coding region: 287-1267 (326 amino acids)
Biological process (GO): regulation of transcription by RNA polymerase II
Cellular component (GO): nucleus
Molecular function (GO): RNA polymerase II transcription regulatory region sequence-specific DNA binding; DNA-binding transcription factor activity, RNA polymerase II-specific
Source: RefSeq, a predicted model, not a curated record